Messenger RNA from Larimichthys crocea (large yellow croaker), 1725 nucleotides. It is a transcript of the gene unc119a1, whose product is annotated as unc-119 lipid binding chaperone a1. The record is from RefSeq and is a predicted model, not a curated record. Gene Ontology annotation, molecular function: lipid binding. The transcript has 5 exons. Bases 254 to 871 code for a protein of 205 amino acids. Gene Ontology annotation, cellular component: spindle pole; intercellular bridge; spindle midzone. Gene Ontology annotation, biological process: nervous system development; positive regulation of protein tyrosine kinase activity; visual perception. Lineage: Eukaryota; Metazoa; Chordata; Actinopteri; Sciaenidae.
GGGAGCUAAGGGGCUGAUUUUUAUCUUUUACCGGAUCGAGAAGGGGAGGAGAAUGAGUUAUUCUUGUAGCAGCACAGAGCCUGUUUGCUGUACCGUGCUUUAGCCAGCGCGCAACUAAAAAAAAAGGCUGCGACGCAAGUAAAUCGGCUCCUGCGGCGACGACGCCGAGAGCAUCAGAAAAAAAAAGAGAGAGAGAGAGAAGCCUCCAGUUUCCUUGACAGGUUGCACACCGAUUAGCCCUCUUCUGCUGGACAUGAAAGUGCAGCAAGGCUGCAACUCAUCAGAUAUGGGGAUCCCGGUUACAACUGAAGAAGAAUUGCGCAGAAAUACCAUAAUUACGCCCGAGGAUGUGCUUGGGUUACAGAAGAUCACCAAGAAUUAUCUUUGCUCUCCAGAAGAAAAUGUCCAUAUGAUCGACUUCACCAGGUUUAAGAUCCGUGACAUGGAAACAGGGACAGUCCUGUUUGAGAUCACCAAACCUCCAACACCAGCAGGAGGCAAAAAACACUGUGACCCCAACGCCGGCCGUUUUGUCAGAUACCAGUUCACCCCAGCCUUCCUCCAGUUGCGGCAGGUUGGAGCCACAGUGGAGUUCACAGUGGGAGACACACCCAUCAACAACUUCCGCAUGAUUGAGAGACACUACUUCCGCGAUCAGCUGCUCAAGAGCUUUGAUUUCGAGUUUGGCUUCUGUAUGCCCAGCAGCAAGAACACAUGCGAGCACAUCUACGAGUUCCCCGCACUGUCUGAGGAAAUCAUGCGUGAGAUGAUUCUUCACCCUUACGAGACGCAGUCUGAUAGCUUCUACUUUGUGGACAACAAGCUGGUGAUGCACAACAAGGCAGAUUACUCCUACAGUGGGGGCCCAUAGGAAGACCACCCCUGCACCCUUCAGUCCUUCUGGUUCUAGACAUUUUCCACCAUCCACAUGUACCACUUCAGGACCAGAAACAGAUGAACUGAUGGACAAUUUGCUGGCAUUAAACACUCUUGUCUCACUCCUGUUAACUCCAUGAAUUUCCAUUCAGGUAUUCAGCUGCCAGACCAAUAGAUUUCUGUCUUUGCAGGAACAGCAAGUCGGUUUUAUUAUCAUCAUCAUCAUCAUCAUCAGUUUGCAUCAGUGUGUGUGUAUGUGUGUGUAAGUGAGUGAGUGUGUGGGCAGCAAACACAUGCAGUGUCUGUACAUGAUUUCAGUCUGUAUAUGUGGGUCCCACUUUAUCAGGAAAACACUGAGUGUUGCUUGUCUUCACUGAACCAGAAAAACAUCAUGAGACCAAGAGAGAAAUGAAUUUACCCUUUGAUAAUAAUUAAUUCAUUGAGAUGUACAUUUAUAUAGUUUGUAUAGGAAUGUCAUUACGUUUUUACUCCUGAAGUUUCUUAAAUUUCUAGUAGCACACAUCUGAAUGAUUCCUCCCAUCAUCGUCUGUCAUCGUUUAUUUGAAUGACCAAAAAGAAACGUGUACUUUUGUCUAUGUGAGUGUGUCAUUUGUUGUAUGUUUUCAUGUUCAUAGUACUACUUCAGGAGUAUUUUUUAAAUAAAUAGCCAUUUUGAAGUGUCGGAAAAAAAACCUACGUUAGCCAAAAGUCAGAUACCAAUUUUGAUAUCCAGUAUGUUCUCUGUAGUACUGAACACUGUGUAUACUUUAAUUAUGAUAAAUGUUUUAAGUAUAAAAUGAAAAAGUACAUCAAAGUUUUGACUGGCGGAAAUUCCAUCACUGCAAUAAA